CAUCCACAGCGAACGGAGAGACAAUAGUGCAACAGCAGUCGCUCUGUGAGACGGAUCCGCGCGAUGUGCACAAGAAUCAAUAUUAGUACAUCAAGGCUUUAAGAAAAUAACAGAGAGGGCAGCAGAAAAAAUACUGCUCCUGAUGUUCUGGUAGAUAACAUUGAUCACUACGGAAUGACAGCGGGGGUUUGCGCAUUAUUUGUUCCUUAAAAGAUUUCUAAAUCAACUGUUGUCGUGGUAACUGGUCUCUCCGUCUCUGGAAUAAUGAGCUCCUCGCCCCACAUGUCCCGUUCCUCCGUUGACAUCCUGGAAGAGCUGCAGCUUAUCACUGCUGAGAACCUGGAGAAGCUGGACUUUAAUAAGUACUAUGAGGUCAUCAGGGAGCUUGGCAAGGGCACCUAUGGCAAGGUGGACCUGGUCAUCCACAAGAUCAGAGGCACGAAAAUGGCCUUGAAAUUCUUGCGGAAGAAAACCACUAAGCUGAAGAGUUUCCUACGCGAGUACAGCAUCUCUCUCUACCUGUCACCUUGUCCUUUCAUCAUCAACAUGUUUGGCAUUGCCUUCGAAACUGAUGAAUACUACAUCUUCGCUCAAGAGUAUGCACUGGCAGGCGAUCUCUUUGACAUCAUUCCUCCUCAGGUUGGACUGCCGGAGAACGUUGCCAAGCGGUGUGUGCACCAGGUGGCGAUUGCACUGGAUUACAUGCACUGCAAGAAGCUGGUGCAUCGUGACAUAAAGCCGGAGAACGUCCUCAUCUUUGAUAAGGAGUGCCGGAAGGUGAAACUGUCAGACUUUGGCAUGACGCGGUGCGCUGGCUCUCCAGUGAAGCGGGUGAGCGGAACCAUCCCGUACACGGCUCCAGAACUGUGCGACCCCAGCCGGCAAGAGGGCCUGUGUGUAGACUACAGCACUGAUGUGUGGGCCUUCGGUGUACUUCUGUUCUGCAUGCUCACUGGGAAUUUCCCCUGGGAAAAAGCACUCCCGACUGAUGCUUUCUACGAGGAGUUUGUGCACUGGCAGCAUCGGCGGAGGCGAGCCAGCGCGGUGCCUUCACAGUGGCGUCGUUUCACUGAUGAGGCGCUCCGCAUGUUCCGCUGCCUGCUGGCCAUCGAGCAGGACCGCCGAUGCUCUGUCAAAGAGGUCUUCAGCUACUUCAACCAUUGCUGGAUGCUCGACACGGAGAACGGCAACACCAGCCAUGUCUUGGGCGGUAACAGCAACAGCGGGACAGUGAUGAAUGGCCGUCCGGCUGAGCUUAGCUCUUCUUCCUCAGAAGAAGAUGAGUUGGUGGACCGUUUGAAGCAGCAGAGCUUGUCGCCUGUGUAUGGGGUGACUAAAGGAGGCAUCAUCAUGGAGCCAGUGAUGGCGCACUACUCCUCUACAUCCUCAAACAGCCCUGUUUCCUCCACUGGUGGCUACGAGCGCGUCUCCCGGGACAACAAUGGCAACAAUGGCCGCAUCCUGGUCACAACACCUAUUGAAAUAUGUGUGUAGACAGGUCACUGGCUUUAACCUACCUUGCUCAUAAACUUGGGAUGACUAGAUGACAAUAAGGACACAAGUCCUUAGCGUCAAAGGAAAAAAGUUAGUCUCUGAUGCACAAGUGCUCAGCAUCCCAAGAAGAGCGGACAGCUUGAAACCCUUCCUGAUGACGAGUAUCUCUGAGGGAGUGUAAGACCGUCACCAAAGUCUGCAGACUGUGCACGUUUUCCACGUAUAAUUAGACCAAAAUGAAAGCAGUUUACAUUGGAAACUUUAGAAGAAUAGAAAGAAAGAGAAAAACUCUUGUGUGAAAAUAUGAAGCAAUAUGUUGAUUUCUUAGUGAAAACGUGAUUAAGUCAAAAAAGGAACAUGGAGAAAAAAAUAACAAUGUGGAGAUUCACGUGGUUUCAGGAGCACAGUAGGAACUGCAUUGGUAUUGUUUUGUGCUUGUGUAUCCCUGUGGUCAGUGGAUAAAAAAAUUGGAAGCUUACUGGAUACUUUAUAAGUGUGUUGUAUUAUUAAUUUUGGUCUUGACCUUUUUGUUAUUUAUUUAGUAUUGUAGCAUUACAAUGUUCAAUUAUAAUUUGCAGAGGAUCUGCAUUGUCAAAUCUCAGUUUAGUCACCAUUAAACCAAAAGUGGCAAGAACAGAUUUCAGACGACUGUUACGGAGGUUUGAAUGGUAUACUGAAAAUCUCUCUUCUCUUAAGUAACAUAUAGAUGCAGUUCAUAUACAGUGAGCAAUUCCUUUCUGUCAAUACUUGGUCAAUCUUCCAUUCUUCACAGGGCUGUGGGUGUACCACAAAAUACAAGCGUGAUUUAGACAUGAUGAACACUUCAAAAACCAUUCGGCUACUGUGUGUUCAUAUAUUCAUACAGUACUGAAGUACUUUACAUUAUUUCCUCUUUUACGUUCUUUCUGAGCAUCAUGGAUGGAGUCCUGAUAGCACACGUAUGUCACUGAAACAUCUAGAAGAUGUCAGUUUUGGAGUCUCUUAGAGAAGCUCCUGUUGGAUGUUAGAAUGCUAUUCAGCCACUGUUUUUUGCGAUGUGAGAUUUAGAUGUUUAUAUAUGAAUUUGCUUUUUUUUUUAAGUCAAUCAGAUGUUUGUAGACAAAAUGUGAUGCUUAAAAGAGCAUGUUAUGCUUUUCAGAUUUGCAGUGUUCUCUUUCAUAGAUGUCUUGUUGACGUACAUGAGAUUACUGAGUGAAGUUUAAGGAUUUCUCAGGUAUACCAUUCAUUGUGUCAACAUGAAAUCAGAAUUUACUCUAUUUACUUUCUUUAUACACAUUCCCAAUCUUACUGUGCACUUACCUGUGCACAUUAUUCAACAUAUAAAAAGAGUUUUCUUCAUCAAGUAUUAACUAAGAUUUCUGCCACUAAACUGAUUUUGUUGUUUGAUGACAGACAAAUACCUCUUACUUUCAAACCCUCUCAUUCAACCAUCUGACUAUGAAACAGACAUUUGUAAAAUUUAGCCUACCGCCCACUUCUGAUUUUUUUUUUUUUCUCAGAGUAUCCUGUUUUAAAAUGUCAAAUUAUGGUUAUUAUUAGUCAAAUUAUUUCUAACACCAUUUCAUGUUGUCUUUAACACCUCAUUUGUUACUUGAGGCAUAGGAAGGAUCUGUUAAAUGAAAAUGUCAUAUUCAUGUGUUAUAACCAAUGGGGCAUUUAUGUCUAAAAGAAAUGUGCUGCUUUAGUCCAAAAAAUGAAGGUUCAGCUGUAUAUCUGUAUAAGAUCUUUUAUUUGGAUCAUUAAUUACAUAUAAAAAAAUGUUACCAGCUGCUAAACCUGGUAUACUUUGUGUUUAGAUUCAUUCAAAUUCCAGUAAAGUGAAAAGUCUUGCGCAAGUUUUUCAACUUUUUGUUUAAUAUUUACAGAUUUUUUUAUGAUAUUUGUUCGAUUUCAUACUCUUGUUUGAAGAAAGCUAGCAAAACAAGUUAAUUUGUUGGAUCUUGUUGGAUGUUAUUAAAAUGCAAAAAUAAAAGUGUUGACAAUGUUUGAAAGGGCAUUUUGCAAAACUAGACCAAUGUAAGGAGAUCUGUGCUACUUUUUAGGAUUGUGACAAUUAUUGUGCAGUGAUAAUUUAAAUUAUCACAAGUUUGCAUAACAUUAUAAAAGUUACAGUGGAGUCAAAAAAAGGUUUUAAGUUUUUUUAAUUCUUCAUGUGUGGAACAUGGACCUUAUAUGGCCAGCCAGCAGUGAUGAGGCAGUACAAAACACUGAUGCGCUCACAGACAAAACCACGAAGAAGCUGAAAGACAUUUUAACCCUGCAAAAUGUAUGAAGUCAAAUGUGAAAAUCUUUCAUUUAUUUUUUAUUUUUUUCCAGAAAUAUUUGCAUGAAUCAACAUUGCUCUGGAGAAACACUGUAUAAAUAAACACUAAAAGUAUUGAACGGA
Molecule: messenger RNA, 3880 nt
Organism: Cyprinus carpio (common carp)
Lineage: Eukaryota; Metazoa; Chordata; Actinopteri; Cypriniformes; Cyprinidae
Product: serine/threonine-protein kinase SBK1-like
Biological process (GO): peptidyl-threonine phosphorylation; peptidyl-serine phosphorylation
Molecular function (GO): protein serine/threonine kinase activity; ATP binding
Source: RefSeq, a predicted model, not a curated record